Acytostelium subglobosum LB1 is the source of this 1254-nucleotide messenger RNA. RefSeq lists its product as hypothetical. Bases 1 to 1254 code for a protein of 417 amino acids. The record is from RefSeq and is a predicted model, not a curated record. Gene Ontology annotation, cellular component: cytoplasm. Gene Ontology annotation, molecular function: MAP kinase tyrosine/serine/threonine phosphatase activity; protein tyrosine/threonine phosphatase activity. Lineage: Eukaryota; Evosea; Eumycetozoa; Acytosteliales; Acytosteliaceae. The transcript is spliced from 2 exons. Gene Ontology annotation, biological process: negative regulation of MAPK cascade; protein dephosphorylation.
AUGAUCAACAAUGAAUAUGAAGUGUCAGUGACAUUGGCAGCUGGUGCAAUGUCAGGUAUCAAGUUGAAUGAUACUCAGACACCAAUUGCACCACCUCUACCUCCUCCUAUAGUCGCAUACCCAAAUCCAUUCACAAUGAAGAAGAAGUAUCCUUAUACUCCAUUUGUUGACGGACCUUCAAGACAAACUUCAUCAUCAUUGAGAACUGAACCACCUGCACCAGUGGACCUCUCUUGUACAAUACGUAAUGUGGUCACGACAGAACUAUACAAUAUACUUCAAGAUCAUGGUAUCAAUAAGAUUGUGAUCGAUCUACGUCCGACCUCAUUGUUCAAUCAAUCACGCAUCCAUGGCACGGUCAACAUACCUCCACCUCCAGCUGAUUUGGCAGAUUAUGUCGAGUCCAUCACAUCACAACAACAACAAUACUUUACAUCGUCGAACAAGACAUUCAAUAUGACCAAGUACUCAAACUCAUGUUAUGGAUGGGCGGGUCUGAGGCAUUGGUGUCUCACAACAAACAGUGUGAUACUAUUGUCAGAUGGACCAUUCUCAACUGAACUCGAUAUGGCCAGUGUCCACAAGCACUAUGACGAUGACUGGCAUACAUUCGACCCGUCUGACACCACACCAGGCACUUGGGAACGCUUUGUAAUGCAUUAUCUAGUCUCUAGACGCAAGAGCAAUGUUGAGAUCUGUAACUACAGUGCUGGAUUCUCUGCUUACCACACCAAGUAUCCAUUCCUUUGUGCCAAAGCUGAUGACGAGCGAUGUCCACCCAACUAUCCCAGCGAGAUACUUGACGACUUCCUCUAUCUUGGUGCCUAUGACCAUGCUUCUGAUCUCAAGCAGUUGAAGAAUUUGAACAUCACAUACAUUGUCAACAUGGCAGUGGAGUUGGAGAACUGUUAUCACAUGUAUAAAUACUAUAGGGCCGAUCUGGAAGACAACUUCAAGGCGGACAUCACAUCUCAUUUCACCUCGGUCAUUGAGUUUAUCAAUGAAGCCAAGCGUAAUAACACAAGAGUGUUGGUACAUUGUGCAAUGGGAAUCAGUAGGAGCACGACUGCUGUGCUCGCCUACUUGAUGAAGGAGCAUGCCUAUCGCUACAUUGAUGCCAGACGUUAUGUCAAGCAACGACGAUCAAUCAUCCAGCCCAACUUUAGCUUUGGCAAGGCGCUCACAGAGUAUGACAAAGUACUUUAUGGAGCACCUCCUGCGACAGUGGCAGUGUCCGAAACAACUACAGAGUAG